AUGAGUACAAGUAAUCGGCCUGCAUCCAGUGCAAGUAGUGGAGCAGAGCUGAGUGUGCAGGUAAAAGUUUUUGCCAUGAGUGGGUCUGAAGCGUCCAAGUUUGAUGAGUUGAUUAAAGGUAAAUGCAUCAUCAAUAAUAGACUGUGUGAUGUCUUGUUUCAUUAUGGUGCCACACAUUUCUUUGAUUCUAUGGAUUGUGUAAAUUGUGUUAAACUGCCAAUAUCUUCCCUACCAUGUGAUGUUCACUUGUCUACUCCUACUGCUAAGCCUGUUGUAACCUCUUCUGUAUACUUAGGCUAUUUUGUGAUGAUUCAUGGUAGAAAUUUCUGUGUGGAUUUAAUUUGGUUAUCACUUUCUCAACUCGAUGUUGUUUUGGGUAUGGAUUGGUUGUCAUCCAAUCGUGUUCUGUUAGAUUGUAAGGAGAAAGCUUUAAUUUUUUGUGAUGAUACACUAGGAAAAUCUAGACUUCUAGACAUGGAUGAAGCGAGAAAUACGAUUGAAACUAAGCCUUUCAUGGUAUUAUUUUCUGUUAAGAUUGAUAAGGCCACGAAAGCUGAGUGUAUUCUAGUAGUACGAGAUUUUCUAGAAGUUUUUCUAGAGGAUGUAACCAAAUUGCCAUUAGAAAGAGAAAUUGAGUUCACUAUUGAUUUGAUUCCGGGAGCAAGCCCAGUAUCUAUCUCACCAUAUCGAAUGUCACUAGUGGAGUUAGCUGAGGUGAAAAAGCAAGUGGAAGAUCUAUUGAAAAGACAAUUUGUAAGGCCAAGAGUGUUGCCGUGGGAGCUUGAUGAUGGGUUUUUUCCUUGA
Abrus precatorius (Indian licorice) is the source of this 804-nucleotide messenger RNA. RefSeq lists its product as uncharacterized. The record is from RefSeq and is a predicted model, not a curated record. The coding region runs from base 1 to 804 and encodes 267 amino acids. Lineage: Eukaryota; Viridiplantae; Streptophyta; Magnoliopsida; Fabales; Fabaceae. The transcript has a single exon.